Messenger RNA from Geodia barretti, 393 nucleotides. The record is from the annotation of a GenBank genome assembly. Lineage: Eukaryota; Metazoa; Porifera; Demospongiae; Tetractinellida; Geodiidae.
AUGACGUCUCCCUCCCAAUACGAGGUGUCGUACACACCAGUCAGUCGAGGCCAACACAAACUCCAUGUUCAAGUCAACGACAGGGAAAUCAAUGGCAGCCCCUUCACCGUGACCGUGUACCCUGACCCCAGACAACUAGGCCACCCAGUGAGUGUUUAUACAAGCCUGAGUGGGCCCUACGGAAUGACAUUCAACAAAGACAACGACAUAAUUGUCACCGAAAGUAACGGUGAUACAUUGUCCAUCAUUGACGCCCAAAGAAGGAACGUCCGCAAAUUCCACGGAGCGAUUUUGGAUUCACCGAAGGGCGUGGCUAUUGACGGUGCCGGCAACAUCUACGUAACCAGCAAAAACAAGCUUCAGAAAAUUCUCCGGCACUGGGGCGCUGAUUAA